AUGGAGAAAGAGACCCUAGGCGAAGUUGCUAUAAUCUAUCCUGUAUUUUCCUUUUGGGUUCGAGCAGAAUCCAAGACACUUGAAGAACCGAAGCUUGAAAAUGAAGCUUCACGACUUACCAACAUUGGAGUGUCGGGAAGGCCAGAGGCAGGAAUUCCUGCUGAUGCGUUGGGAUCCUCCUUCGAGCUGGAGGCAGAGUCAAAUGUGAGCCUGGCAGCUGAGCAGCUGAGAAGGGACUUGAUGAUCCAAGGCCGAUACUUCACAUCCAGCACGACUUUACUUGUAAGAGUACCUUUUCCGAUGGACAAACAGGCAUUUGUUGAGUUUGAUGUCCGGUUGGAUGCACAAGAUGGUACUCUUAUACAUUUUCGUGCUUCUCCAGACCACCGGGAACGCUUGACGGUGAAGAACAUCCAAGAUCACCAGUUCACAUUGGCACUCAAUCAAGCACGACUGGAGCUUAAAUAUGUUGAUGGCCGUCUCCCUCAACGCACACUUCAGGUAAGGACCAGAUGGACACUAGCUAUUCCCGGCCUUCAUCGAAUCCAAGCUGGUGUAUACAAAGGUCAUCCAUGGGUUCGGUUGCUGGACAAAGAUCGCAAGGAGUUGGCUGCUGCUGGCCUCCGAGAUAUCGAAGAAAUCUGGACAAUGGGUGCAUUACAAAGAAUUCCGACAGUUGGUGGACCUGGAACAAUGGUGAUUGGACAUCAGAUUGUCGUCAGUCCAAGGAGGUGA
Molecule: messenger RNA, 735 nt
Organism: Protopolystoma xenopodis
Lineage: Eukaryota; Metazoa; Platyhelminthes; Monogenea; Polystomatidea; Polystomatidae
Source: the annotation of a GenBank genome assembly